UUGUAUUCGCAACAAUAGUGAAUGGAAGCGGUUUAAGUCGGUCGCGCGAAGUGAAGUCCAAAAUACAGAGAAUAAAACUGUAAGAGUCAGUCGGGUAAGACGAUUGCACUUGGUUUGUCCUGGGUCUGACUGGGACAACUACACCUGCAUCCUAAACUGCACCAACAUGAGAGUUCUGAAAUUAGAUGAGUCUGUGAUGAGGCAGUUGGACCGUUCUUCCAGCCCAGUGGUCCGCAGGGUUGAGAUGGAGCAUGGCAGAGGUGGCUAUGGAUUCACCAUGGCCGGCCAAGCACCCUGUGUCCUGCAUGGAAUAAUAAAAGGCAGUCCGGCAUACAGUGUCGGACUACGUCCUGGUGAUCGCAUCCUGCGCGUAAAUGAUAAGGAUGUAUCUGAGGAGUCACAUGAAGUUGUGGUGAAGCUCAUUGGCACAUCAUCUAGGUCUCUGUGUUUGUUGGUCACAUCAGGUGACAGGCAGACCCUUCGCCCCUGCUCCAGUGUCGAGGAGCGUGGUUGUCAAAGUAAGGAUAAACUCCCAUGGCUCACUUCUGGAAAAAAUAACCCUUUCUCAGAAGAACUUAGUGGCAUUCACACGAGAGAACCAAUGCUUCAGUCAGUUGGAAGUUUUGAUACUAUUUUUGAAAUCUCAGAUCGAGGCACCAUGACCACACAACAGGAGAGGCAGAAAAGACCUUUGUCCGAACCAAAUAUGUCUUAUUGGGUACCACAGUGCAGAACAAGAGGCCCCCCUAUUAGUCUUUUGCAGAAUGAGAGGUCUCAAGUUAUGAGUGAGGACUCAGUUAUUUCAGACCUUCAAAGUCAGAAUGAUUUUGUGUCAGACUCAAGCCUCCUGAAUGUAGCAAUGGUUGUGGGAUACAUUAACUCAAUGGAACUGGAGUUAGUGAUGUCACAGUCUGAAGAGAAGGCAUUGCAUGCCAUUCGUGAAUGCAUCAGUCAGAUUGGGAUUGAGCAGAAGACCCAUUCGUUGGUCAUGAUGAAAAUUAAAUGCAACUGUGUUCAGCUUUGUGAUGACAGAGAUGUUGUUCUUGCGUCAUACCCUGCAGAGAACCUGGCACUUUGCGUAAUAUGCAUAGAGGACAGCAGGUUUUUUGGUCUUGCUUCGGUUAAUUCCACCAAAAAUGGAGAUGAUGUAACAAAGACAGGCACUAUAAAGAUAUUGUGCCAUGUCUUUUUCAUAGAUCCAGAACUUUAUGACCACAAAGAGCACCAAAGCAUCACAGGGCACUUUGGAAUUUCGUGCACUCCAGAUCCAGACACUAAAGGCUGUUUGGAGUUUCCACAAACUCCCCACUCAAUUUCACACUUUGUGUCUGUCCUCUAUUCUGACAUGGGAGACUAUUUUGAAAAGAUGAGACUUAAACUUGACAGGGAAAAUCCAGAAGAAUGCCAUCAAAAUAUUCGGAACAGUGGCAGUGACAGUGGGAUUGGAAAUUUGUCACCAGAGGAUCAAAACAGCCUCACUGGCAGGUGGAGCUCUGCAUCUCCAAAUAUUUCAAACGGACUACCAGAUUAUUCCCAGCACAGGAAUAGUGCACUUCUCAAACCAGUGCGCAGGUGCCUCCUGUCAGAACCUCUAACAGGUCCUGCUCAAACGGUGGCACAGACAGAUGUCUCUGGCGGGGCAAAUGGUUUAGCUUUUACCCCUUUUCCUUUAAGUAUGCAAUCCGAUUUGUCAUCUAAGCAUAAAAGCAGUCAACACCGACCUUUAGGUUUAAAGGUCCGCUCGCAGAAAUCUCAUUCCAAUAGCGGUGAGAGCUUGGUGGAGAAGGACAAUGAUGGGCCUGGAGGUAAAAACAACCUCCUUCCACCCGCUAUGGAACAAAUUCCAACUCUAAGAUACAAACCACUAGAAGACCUCAAACACCCUCAGAGCUGCAUGCUCGUCAGCCAUGCAUCGAAACAAAAGGAAGUUGAAAACAAGGGAUCCAUAUUUUGGGCACUUACUAAAGGACGUUCCUCUAUUCGAAGGACUGCGGGUCCCGCUAAACGACUCAGCCUGACUCAUUCACUCAAUGACCUUGAGUCGGCUGCUUCAGGCGGGGAACCCGGUGGUGUUGAGCGUCAUGAUAGCAGCAGUGUGAGCAGUCUGGAGAGUAAUGGUAGUCUGCCUAGUGUCACCAACCACAGACACAUUUCAGAACGCCGUGUUGCAUUAUGGGCUGUCAGCUUUGAGCGCCUGCUCCAGGAUGCUGAGGGUGUUCGCUAUUUUUCAGAGUUUCUAAAAAAGGAGUUUAGCGAGGAAAACAUUUUAUUCUGGCAGGCCUGUGAAUCCUUUAGCCAAAUUCCAGAACAUGACAAAAAACAGCUAUCUUUCAAGGCCAAAGACAUCUACAACUGCUUUCUCUCAAGUAAAGCGACUAUGCCGGUGAACAUUGAUAGUCAAGCUCAACUUGCAGAUGAUGUCCUGACAGCUCCACAGCCUCACAUGUUCAAACAGCCACAACUGCAGAUAUUUAAUCUGAUGAAGAUGGACAGUUAUGCUCGGUUCCUGAAGUCCACUCUCUAUCAGGAAUGCAUGCUGGCUGAAGUAGAGGGACGACCUCUCCCUGACUCCUGUCCGAUCCCAUGUAGCCCUGCCCCCUUUAAACACAGCUUCAUCUCUGACCGUUCCACAUUCUCCACAGCUAAAAAGGACAAAAGGAGACCCAAAACAGGCAGGUCAAGUGAUGACCUCAGAGAGAAACAUUCCGAUAAAAAAAACAGCUUUUUCUCAUGGUACAGAUAUCCAAGUAUUGGAAAAGGACAAAAGAAGAGAGAUGCCCCUGAUUUAUCUUACAAUUGUAAUCGGCGAAGAGAGUCUCAGGGUUCCCUUUGCUCUUUUGCAAGUCAAGAACUGAACACCUCCUGUACUGUAAACAAGAGUGAGCAGUGUGCACUGAGGAACUCUGAUUCUGUUUGGGAGAAGGAUGGAGAGAGAUGCAGCAAAGCGUGUACUGUAACACUGCCGGAUGGCUCCUGUUGCUGUGUUCCUCUACCGCAGGGUGCUUCCAUUAGGCAGGUUCUGCUGGAGCUCUGUCAAACACAGCAAAUCAACCUGGCGGCUGUCGACCUCUUCCUCACAGGAGGAGAGAAGCCUUUGGUGUUGGACCAAGAAAGCAUUACUCUUAGUUCCCAAAACCUUCGUCUUGAGAAGCGCACUUUGUUCAGACUGGACCUGGUACCCAUUAACAGAUCGGUUGGAUUGGAAGCAAAACCAACAAAACCUGUGACGGAGGUUCUGAGACCUAUGGUCGCCAAGUAUGGACUCCACCUUGGAGAUUUGGUGGCCAGAAUUAGUGGAGAGACGGACAUUCUUGAUCUCGGAGUGCCAAUAUCCAACCUUGAUGGCCUACGAGUUGUACUAGAGUUGGCUGAUCCAGCCAAAGACAAUUCUAAAACACCCAAUUCUAAAACGCCAGCAGCCAAGAAAGAAGUGACAAGAGAGAGACACAACAGCUCAAAGGGGAAACUGUUGAAAGGAUUUUGUGAUGACAAACAUCCUCAGCCAGGAGCAUCAGAGAGAAAGAAAGGCAAAAACAAUCACAUAGAUGAAACUGAGGAAUUGUUUGAGUUGCUCAGUCGUGCUCAGAGCAGUCGCGUCAAUGACCAAAGAGGCUUGCUGAGAAAAGAAGACCUUGUGCUUCCUGACUUUCUCUUCAUAAACCCUCGUUCUGAACCCCAACCUUACUGCUGUUCCACUCCCACCUCUCACAAACCCGGUCAUACCACCACCAUUACUCCUCCCCAACCCCCCAAACCCAGUUCUUCUAGACAUCCCCACUCACCCACUCAUGAAUCACCCCCUUUCACUGCACCUCACUCCCCCAUAUCAUGCUCCUUCUGUCCUCAGAAUCAAGAUGAGGAAGGGCUGGGCGAUAUGACUCUGGUGGGGGAGGGGGAUAUUACCAGCCCAAACUCCACCCUGCUUCCAUCUCCACUAAGCUCUCCGACCCCUUAUGAGGGCAGCCUGCCUGAGGGCAACUUCACUCCACCACCUUGUGUAGACAGACAACCAAGCCAAGGUACAAAGGGAAGAAACGCAUGCACUUCAUCAGUCAACCAUCAGGGGAAACAGUGUCCCAACUCAACAACCCAAGCCAAUUCUCCUGUGCUGGACAGUGGAGUCAAUGUGGAUGGGGUAACUUUGGAAGACAGUUUUGAGGGCUAUGCAGCUGAGCUUCGACAGUACCAGAACAAAAUGAGAAAUGGCAUUUACUCAUCCACAGAACCGUCCUGCCCACUUAGCGACAUGCUGGAAUUGAACAAGAGCGAUGCAUUGCAAUAUAAUGCAACAUUUGUCUGACGGAAGAUGUUCUUUUUCCAGGUAUAAGGAGCCAAAAAGCAUUUAUGACCCUGGAUCAAAAACCCAGUCUUAAGUAGCAUGGGAACAUUUUUAUUAAAAGCCAAAAUACAUUUUACGGGUCAAAAUUAUCAAACUUUUCCUUUAUGCUAAAAAUCAUUAGGAUAUUAAGUAAAGAUCAUGUUCCAUGAAGAUAUUUUGUAAAUUUCCUAUCCUAAUUAUUUAACAAAUUUCUCAAAGUUUAGAUUUUUUUGCACCCUCAAUUCCAGAGUUAUAAACGUCUGUAUCUCCGCUAUAUAUUGUCCUAUCCUUAACGAAUCAUACAUCACUAGAAAGCUUAAUUUUUCAGCUUCAGAUGACGGAAAUUUUUUAAUUUCAAAACAUAUGUAAACUACUCUGUUAAUAAAAUGAAUGGGAUUGUUCAUUUAUAACUUGUGACUACAUUAUUCUUAAUCAAAUAAAUUAUGGUAAUUAUUAUUACCAUAUUUAAUGUGCAUGUCAAAGUGUAUUUCAAAAGAUCAGAAUCCUUAAGGUAAGUGCAGAUUUCAGGAGCCUGAAAUAAUAUAUGUACUGAUUUUGAAUAUUUAACCACCAUUAAAAAUUAACAUAAAAAAAUUAAAAUACUUAUAUUAGCCUGCAUAUGUAAUAAUAUAUUAAACAUCACAUUCAUAGCUUAGCAUUAUUUACACAAAAUACACAUUCACAAAUACUGUACGUCUUCAUAUCAUACAAAUCUUCUGCAUACAAACUUCUACAUAAGACUAUAAUGUAGCAAAGUAAUAUAUCCAAAUGCACAUAAAGAGGUAUAUAAGUAAGGCUAUAUAUUCUCAAUUUACAAAUUAAGAGCAAUAUUUAAUCAAGAAUAAAACUGGUGAUGUUAUUUUGUACCAACUGUGUACACACACACACACAAUUUAUUAAGAUGUAUUCCUUCAUUUUCAGGUGACUUUAAGGGACCAGCACAGUCAAAGACCUUUCAGGGUAGGAAAUAAAGUUAAAAUUAUCUCCCAAAACUUACUGCCAGAUUCUAGAAAAUAAAUUGUGGUCCACAGUGGUACAAGUGGAAGUUGUGCUGGUCCCUCAAAAUUCACUUAAAUGGACAAUUUU
Messenger RNA from Triplophysa dalaica, 5404 nucleotides. RefSeq names its product regulator of G protein signaling 12a (gene rgs12a). The record is from RefSeq and is a predicted model, not a curated record. The coding region runs from base 167 to 4300 and encodes 1377 amino acids. Lineage: Eukaryota; Metazoa; Chordata; Actinopteri; Cypriniformes; Nemacheilidae. Gene Ontology annotation, molecular function: protein binding; GTPase activator activity. Gene Ontology annotation, biological process: signal transduction. The transcript has 18 exons.